GAGAAAAGUAGCAGCUCUGAAUCAUUAAGUGACAAAGGCUCCGAAUUGAAGAAAAGCUUCGAUGCUGUUGUGUUUGAUGUUCUUAAGGUUACACCAGAAGAAUACGCGGGUCAGAUAACGCUAAUGGAUGUCCCAGUAUUUAAAGCUAUUCAACCAGAUGAGCUUUCAAGUUGUGGAUGGAAUAAAAAAGAAAAAUAUAGUUCUGCACCAAAUGCAGUUGCCUUCACAAGAAGAUUUAAUCACGUAAGCUUUUAGGUUGUAAGAGAGAUUCUUCAUGCUCAAACAUUAAAAAUUAGAGCAGAAGUUUUGAGCCACUAUAUUAAAACUGCUAAGAAACUAUAUGAGCUGAAUAACCUUCAUGCACUCAUGGCAGUGGUUUCUGGCUUACAGAGUGUCCCAAUUUUCAGAUUGACAAAAACAUGGGCAUUAUUAAGUCGAAAAGACAGAACUACCUUUGAAAAAUUAGAAUAUGUAAUGAGUAAAGAAGAUAACUACAAAAGACUCAGAGACGAUAUAAGUAGCUUAAAGAUGACACCUUGCAUUCCCUAUUUAGGUAUCUAUCUGUCAGAUUUAACAUACAUUGAUUCAGCAUACCCAUCAACUGGCAGCAUUCUAGAAAACGAGCAAAGAUCAAAUUUAAUGAAUAACAUCCUUCGAAUAAUUUCUGAUUUACAGCAGUCCUGUGAAUAUGAUAUUCCCAUAUUGCCUCAUGUCCAAAAAUACCUGAACUCUGUUCAAUAUAUAGAGGAACUACAAAAGUUUGUGGAAGACGAUAAUUACAAGCUGUCACUGAAGAUAGAACCAGGGACAAGCACGCCUCGUUCUGCUGCUUCCAGGGAAGACUUGGUCGGUCCUGAAGUAGGAGCAUCGCCCCAGAGUGGGAGAAAAAGUAUAGCUGCUGAAGGAGCCUUGCUGCCACAGACACCCCCUUCCCCCCGGAACCUGAUUCCACACGGACACAGGAAGAGCCACAGCUUGGGUUAUAAUUUCAUUCAGAAAAUGAAUACAGCAGAAUUUAAGAGUGCAACGUUCCCAAAUGCAGGGCCAAGACAUCUGUUAGAUGAUAGUGUCAUGGAGCCCCAUGCACCAUCUCGAGGCCAAGCUGAAAGUUCUACUCUUUCUAGUGGAAUAUCAAUAGGUAGUAGUGAUGGUUCUGAACUAAGUGAAGAGACCUCAUGGCCUGCUUUUGAAAGUUCUGCAGAGUCAGAAGAUUUGGCAGUACAUUUAUAUCCAGGAGCUGUUACUAUUCAAGGUGUUCUCAGGAGAAAAACUUUGUUAAAAGAAGGCAAAAAGCCUAUGGUAACAUCUUGGACAAAAUAUUGGGCAGCCUUGUGUGGAACACAACUUUUUUACUAUGCUGCCAAAUCUCUGAAGGCUACAGAAAGAAAACAUUUCAAAUCAACAUCAAAUAAGACUGAAAUUUCUUGA
Messenger RNA from Sciurus carolinensis (gray squirrel), 1428 nucleotides. Its product is annotated as ras-specific guanine nucleotide-releasing factor RalGPS2-like. Gene Ontology annotation, biological process: Ras protein signal transduction; positive regulation of GTPase activity. Gene Ontology annotation, molecular function: guanyl-nucleotide exchange factor activity. The transcript has 2 exons. Gene Ontology annotation, cellular component: plasma membrane. The coding region runs from base 367 to 1428 and encodes 353 amino acids. The record is from RefSeq and is a predicted model, not a curated record. NCBI's taxonomy places the organism in Eukaryota, Metazoa, Chordata, Mammalia, Rodentia, Sciuridae.